This is a messenger RNA of Naegleria fowleri, 603 nucleotides long. RefSeq lists its product as uncharacterized. The transcript is spliced from 4 exons. Bases 1 to 603 code for a protein of 200 amino acids. NCBI's taxonomy places the organism in Eukaryota, Heterolobosea, Eutetramitea, Acrasida, Naegleriidae. The record is from RefSeq and is a predicted model, not a curated record.
AUGAGCCAAGCACCACCUCGCCAAAAGACGACAGCUCCUGCCUCAAGUCAGAGCAGCGGAAACAUGACUGCUCGACGAAAGCAAGGAUCAAACUUGCAAUUUGAAGCGAUGAAAAGCACGGCUAUUCCAUCACUUUUUGAUAUAUGUGCUAAAUUAUUGCAAACUCAUGUCGAUAGUUUACCAAUUUUGGACAAUGUCGAGGAUGCUAUUAUACAGCGUAUUCUUUCAGCUUGUGAUGCUACAAAGCUUGAUGAAAUUGAAAGUAAGAACGAGCAAGCAGGCAUAGAAUUAAAUACCGAUGAUCUAUGGAGAAUUUUGACUAUACGAGAUUUUGGAGGAGCCUGUGCUGAUAAAGAUCCAGUUAUUUCUCGCAGAGCUGCAUCCAAUACAAUUAGAAAUAGUAGUGGUAGUAGAUCACGUUCUUCGUCCUCUUCAUCUUCUAGAAGUAGAAACACAUCAAAUACAGCAACAACAGCCCCAAAGAAGAGCAAACUCUGGACAAAAUCUUUGGGAGAGACAUCAACAUCACGUAAAACAAAAGAAUCCACUACUACAUCAGCACCUCAAAAAUUUUCAAACCAGGAAAGCCUGCUUCAAUUGUGA